AGGUAGAAGAUUUAGACAUGAGAAUUGGUAUACAUUCUGGCUCUGUUCUUUGUGGUGUAAUAGGCCUUCGCAAAUGGCAAUUUGACAUUUGGUCAACGGAUGUGCGUCUAGCUAAUCAUAUGGAAUCUGGUGGAAAACCUGGACAAGUGCAUAUCUCAGAAGCUACUUACCAAUGCUUGGGUGGAGCAUACGAAGUGGAACCCGGAAAUGGACAAGAUAGAGAUGCUUACAUUCGGGAACAUAAUAUUACUACUUUUCUAAUCAAACAAGUUGAACCAAUGAGAUCUCGAAAACGUUUAGCUUCUAGACCGAGCAUAUUUUCGAACAAAUUGUGGCCAGAAGAAGAUAUAAAAAGUCCUCUUAGUUCACCCAAUACCCCACCUACGCCAGUUUCGCCACCUUUACCACCUUCAAGCGAAAGGAGUGACAGUGGUAUACAACAUAGUGGCACAGAAGAAGAAAAUACCACAGACUGGACUCCCGAAAUCCCCUUUGAAAAUCUUCAUAGAACUAUUUCAAAUGAGUUGGACGAAGAAAUAGAGACAGUAUCUUACAAACAAAAAUUUGAAUCGGACGAAGGCAAAUAUAAGAAACGGGGCUCGACUUUUCAAUCACCUAGUGAACAAGUCGAUGAAAUUAUUGACCAUAGUAUAGAAAUCGAAAGUAAUAAACGAAUGAGAAAUGCCAAUGUUAACCCUUGGACAUUGAGGUUCAUAGACAAAGAGAUGGAACACCACUUUAGUCAACUUCGAGAAGAUAUGUUUAAAUCUAAUAUGAUGUGCUGUUUUAUAAUAUGGCUAUUCAUUGUGAUAUGUCAAGCAAUUACCACAGACAUGUUCAAUUUGGUCAUCAUCUGCAUUGUCCUAACAACUCUAAUUUUAAUCGCCACGUCGGUUCUAGUAAUGGCAGAAGAAUUCCUCCAACUUCCUGAAACAUUACGGAAAAUGUCCUCAACGCUAGUGCACAAAAGAACCAGAAGGACAGCGUUUAUUUGUGGUGUUAUCAUACUCAUGUCAAUGACUAGUUCUUUAAACUUGAUUAAUUUUAAUCCAAAUAACGAGAACACUUUAAAUUCGAGUGAUUCAAAAGAUAACUCUAAUAUUAUGCUGAAACGAAGUUUAACUGAUAGCAAGUACGGCAGAACACAACCUACCAUUAUUUUAAAUUUUUUAGUGCAAGCUAAUGUUAACAAUAACUUUACUCUUAACUUUGAAAACAAACCCUGCGACGGCCCUUGUUGGGAAGAUCUAAAGCAGGAUGUGGAAUCUAAAGUCAGCAAUAAAACGACAUCGAUUUUGAAGAAUUUAAGGAAGAACGUACUUCAACAAACGAAACAAACUCUAAUUAACAGAAGAAAAAGAGAUAUCCAUAAAUCUAAUAAAACUAAUGCAGUAGCUGGUGUAGUUGUAGAUGACAAUUCUACUACAACUGAUCAAAUGAAUCAUGAUGAAGAUUGUCGUCAUCCAGAAUAUGUAGUUUUUACUUGGGUUUUGUGUCUAAUAGCCCUUGCAACUGCUUUAAAAUUAUACUAUCUGAUAAAAAUAUUAUUAUUAAUUAUUAUGUUAGUAGUGUAUACUGUUCUCAUCUUGAUUCCGACUAGUUUAUUUAUCGAACAUCCGAACCCUUCAUCAACAACGGAAAUGCACAUCCCUCUCUCAGCACAAAUGAUGAUUCUUUUAAACGUCUUUGUCCUGAUGGUAGCAUACCACGCGCGACUGGUCGAAGUGACAUCCAGAUUGGAUUUUUUAUGGAAACAACAAGCCGAAAGUGAAUUAAACGAUAUGCAAGAAACAAGGCAAAAUAACGCACAACUUUUGAAGAACAUAUUACCUGAUCAUGUGGCUCUUCAUUUUCUUUCCAGUGAUAGAAAUAGUGAGGAACUGUAUUCCCAAUACAGAGAGGAAGUAGGAGUCCUUUUUGGUAGCAUUCCAAAUUUUACAGAUUUUUAUUCUGAAGACAUCAAUAAAGGUGUAGAAUGCAUCAGACUGUUGAACGAAAUAAUUGCUGAUUUUGAUGAACUAUUAGAUGAAGAACGUUUUUGUGCAAUAGAAAAAAUAAAAACUGUUAGUGCAACUGCAACAUACAUGGCUGCAUCUGGCUUAAAUCCAACUCAAAAAUGUUGUAAAAAUACAGAUAUGCCAGAGCACCUUUGUUCUUUGGUCGAUUUUGCAAUAAUGAUGCGCCACAAGCUGGACGAAAUAAACAAGGAGUCAUUCAAUAACUUUGGUUUAAAAGUCGGUAUCUGUUUAGGACCAUUAGUUUGUGGAGUUAUAGGAGCUAGGAAACCAGUCUUUGAUAUAUGGGGAGAUACAGUGAAUCUUGCAUCAAGAAUGGACUCGACUGGCGUGAUUGGUACCAUACAGGUUCCAAAAGAAACUGCACAAAUUCUCUUAACGAGAGGGUAUGAAGUAAAGAAACGUGGAAUAAUUGAAGUGAAAGGAAAAGGUCUUAUGGAAACUUAUUUUGUAAUUGGAAAACAACCGAACAGGCCACCAAGUUUCCAAAGACAACCCAGUCAUUACAGCAGUUUAGCCGCUGUCGUUUAUGCCAUGGCCCAAACCCGCAAAAAACACACUGGCAAUACUCCUGGAAGUGCUGUGUUGGGUAGAGCUAGAACGCAACAAAAAGGAGAAAGAAAAAUUAUAAAUUAUAGUUCAAUGAGGAUAACGCAUAAAUCCGGAGGCUACCCAGUAAGACGAAAUACUACAAGAGCUAAUCACAAACAUAUGCAUGCAAGAUCCCAGCCCAAUAUGAGACAGCUUUCAGGUUCCGGUAUCUAUUUGGAAAAUAUGAAAUCGAUGAAAUCCAUUGAAAGAGAUGUUACUUCAAAUACAAUAAACAAAAUGGCUGUUUCCCAGUCAGCCCCGCAUACCCCUGUGACGGCAGCUAAUCAUGAGGGACCCAUUUUUAAAUCAGUACCAAGACUGCUAUCAGAACCAAUUGUAAAUAGAACAAAAGGUGGUUCGCCGUCAAACAAGACAAAUAGAUUGGAACGGCAGAUAUCCGUGGCAAAGGACGAUAUUAUAGGAGAAAUAAUUAGCGAAAAUAUUAAGAUGAAAAAUUCAGCAAUAAUACCGGUACACUCACCGAAGCACCUUCCUAAAAGAGAGUCUAAAUUCUCCCUAAAAUCACCUCUAUCCAGAAGAGAAACAAAAAUACAAAUAGAAAAUGCCAUCAACAGAGAUAAACUUAACAAAGUUCAUUCAUUGGAUGGAACGCAUGUUUAAUUUUUUUCGUACAUUUUAUUUAAUUCAACGUUAACAAUAAUUUGUGGUUUUAUACUUGAAUUUUUAAAAUCCGUCCGAUUCCAAUAUCGUUAAGAAUUUAAUUAAAACCAUUGUUUAUAA
Psylliodes chrysocephalus is the source of this 3347-nucleotide messenger RNA. Lineage: Eukaryota; Metazoa; Arthropoda; Insecta; Coleoptera; Chrysomelidae. The record is from the annotation of a GenBank genome assembly.